Messenger RNA from Penicillium pulvis, 1404 nucleotides. RefSeq names its product actin family protein (gene arp6). NCBI's taxonomy places the organism in Eukaryota, Fungi, Ascomycota, Eurotiomycetes, Eurotiales, Aspergillaceae. Gene Ontology annotation, molecular function: nucleosome binding. Gene Ontology annotation, cellular component: Swr1 complex. The coding region runs from base 1 to 1404 and encodes 467 amino acids. The transcript is spliced from 4 exons. The record is from RefSeq and is a predicted model, not a curated record.
AUGGGAACCUCAAAAGCUCGCCCUGUUGCAAAGGCUCAGAAGACCUCUCCGGAUCUACCCUCCCGGAAUCUUCCCGAAAAGACCUUCGUCCUGGACAAUGGCGCGUACACAAUGAAAGCGGGUUACGCCGCGGACCCUAGUCUCUCUCCCGAAGAUGUCCAAUCCGCCUGCUCUUCUAUACCGAAUACCCUCGUCAAGACUCGCGACAAUAGAAUUGUGAUAGGUGCUCAGCUUUCUACACAAGUUACCGACUGGAACGAAGCAGCAUUCCGUCGUCCGGUGGAGAAAGGAUACAUUGUGAACUGGGAAGCAGAGAGGGAAAUCUGGGAGCAGUCUUUCUUCGAGGAGAAAGCGACUGCACGGAAUAAGAACCUUCGCAUUGCCGCGCCCGAAGACACAACGCUUAUCCUGACGGAAGCCCCGAAUGCUAUGCCCAUUUUGCAACGCAAUGCCGAUGAGAUGGUGAUGGAGGAAUGGGGAUUCGGAGGAUAUGCGAGAUGCCUGGGCCCGACCCUCAACGCUUGGAACGAUCUCCACACUCUGUUCGGUGACUCCUUUACCAAAUCGGACACGACUAUCAUGCCUAUGGACUGCUUGCUUGUCGUGGACUCUGGAUAUUCGCAUACAACCGUGACGCCGAUUUACAAGGGACGUGCUUUACAACGUGCAAUCCGGCGCCUCGACAUUGGCGGCAAGCAUCUCACCAAUUACCUCAAAGAAAUCGUUUCAAUGCGGCAGUACAACAUGGUGGAUGAAGCCUACAUCAUGAACGAAGUCAAGGAGGCAGUCUCCUUUGUGAGCAAUGAUUUCAAGGCGGAUAUGGAGCGGACAUGGAAAGCCAAUAUUAAACGCCAGACCGAAAACAGUGUGGUGGUGGAUUACAUUCUGCCGGAUCCAAAUGCUGGGAAAAAAGGCUUCAUGCGGCCACAUGAUCCAUUGAUGCACGCAAAAAAGAAAAAGGGUGCGUCUUCUGGUCUCAGUGCUGAGCUAUUGUCAGAGGAUGUGCUGGUAUUGGGCAACGAGCGCUUUACCGUCCCAGAGCUUCUGUUCAAUCCGGGCGAUAUUGGGAUGAUCCAAGCUGGAAUACCAGACAUGAUUCUUCAGAGCUUGUCGGUUCUUCCUCCUGCAUUGCAUGCUGCGUUCUUGGCCAAUGUGCUUGUUGUUGGCGGCAAUGCUUCGAUCCCGGGUUUCAUGGAAAGAUUAGAAACCGAGUUACGCCCAAUUGCAUCGGCUGAUUGUGUUGUGAGAGUGCGCCGCGCUCAAGAUCCUGUAUAUUCAACCUGGCUAGGCGGGUCCCGCCUUGCCAAUAACCGAGAGGAGUUGAGCAAAGUUGCAAUCACACGACAGGAGUAUCAAGAAUAUGGGUCCGGAUGGGCCGGUCGACGAUUCGCUGGCACCAUCUAA